This is a messenger RNA of Drosophila willistoni, 1045 nucleotides long. RefSeq names its product protein twist (gene Fer2). The record is from RefSeq and is a predicted model, not a curated record. Gene Ontology annotation, biological process: regulation of transcription by RNA polymerase II; developmental process. Gene Ontology annotation, molecular function: DNA-binding transcription factor activity, RNA polymerase II-specific; protein dimerization activity; RNA polymerase II transcription regulatory region sequence-specific DNA binding. Bases 48 to 905 code for a protein of 285 amino acids. The transcript is spliced from 5 exons. Lineage: Eukaryota; Metazoa; Arthropoda; Insecta; Diptera; Drosophilidae.
UAUUGGACAACGGAAGUGCUAAAAGUGGAUAACAAAUUGCAAAGAAAAUGUCCCGCAAUCAAUUACCAGAUUCAUCCUCCUCUCCACCUAUUAGCCACUUGCCGUUCCACAAUUUUGACGACGAUCUCAUAAAUGAUUUACCCUCUUGCAUCUAUGCGGGUCAACAUCAGAACUCUGGGGUAACUGCUGGAAAUGGCAAUGGCAAUAAUGGAUUGCGCCUCAACUCGAAUAAUUUGCGACACAUUCAACAGCACUAUUUGCAACAUGGUGGAGAAAAUCUACUCGACUCUUCAACCAAUUCGUUGGCAAUGCACAAUUCGAAUAAUGCCACGCCCAUGAUGUGCAAUAGUCCCAGUGCCAGCAGCAGCGGAGGAGGCAAUCCCGGUGGAGCAGGCGGAGGAGGGGCAGGUGGCGUAGUUAGUGGCGGAGUAUCUGGUACAGCAGCAAGCACAUCCGGAGCAGCUGCAAAUGCUGGUUAUGGCACAGCUGCAUCCAGCUAUAAGAUUCAACGACAACAGGCCAGUGUCAGGGAAAGGAAACGCAUCCAGAGGUCCGCACCAACUGGUAGCAUAAAUUCCGCCUUCGAUGAGUUACGUGUCCAUGUACCAACAUUUCCAUACGAGAAACGUCUAAGCAAAAUUGAUACUCUACGAUUGGCCAUUGCCUAUAUAUCCUUGCUGAGAGAGGUCUUACAAACAGAUUACGAUCCGCUCACAUAUGUGGAAAAGUGUUUGCGUGGUGAAAUCAAAGCAGAUCGAGCCAAUUGGAAUACAAGUGAUUUAACAGCUCGUCUAUCAUGGAUAAAUUGGGAGAAUCUGGGUGUUCAUCCGGGACGGCGAACAUUGCUUACUUCAUUGGCUUUGUCAUCGGAACCCAUGUGCGGAGCACACUGCGGCAUGCCCUAAGAUAUAUAAUUGGGUAGAAAAACACGUAUUAACUCGUAUCUAGUCAUUCCUGUUAACUACAUAAUCUUCCCCCUUAAAAAACACAGUCUUCCUGUCUUAGUUUUAAGUCUUCGUUUAACUUAGUGCAUUUUCAAUAAAUU